UCCUAGAUAGAUACUGUAGAAAUGGACAAGAGGAGGAAGCAGCGUGUUGUGGUGGUGGGAGGUGGCAUUGCCGGGGUGCAUGUGGCAAAAGCUCUUGAAUCGGAGGCCUCGGUUUCGCUGAUCGAUCCGAAGGAUUACUUGGAGAUACCUUACGGUGCUCUCCGAAACACAGUCGAGCCUUCAUUCGCGGAGCGAUCCAUCGUUCCAUACUCGGAGUUUCUGACGCAAGUGGAGCUCGUCCAAAGCGCGGCCGUGAGUGUGAGCAGUUCUCCUGCUCAGGUCUCGACUAGCACCGGCCGAAAACUCCCUUACGACUUUUUGGUCAUCAGCACCGGAUCGCAUGCCAAGGGUGCACCCACUAGACGAGACCGCAUUCAAGAAAUCUUGGCUGACCAUGAGAGGCUGAAGGGAGCAAGUUCGAUUCUCGUCGUUGGUGGAGGUCCCGUCGGCGUGGAACUUGCUGGAGAGAUUGUCACGGACUUUCCCGAGAAAAGCGUAUCUUUGGUACAAGGCGGUCCUCGGCUCAUCGAGUUCCUCGGCCCCUCGGCUUCCACCAAGGCUCUCAACUGGUUGACGUCCAAGUCUGUCCGGGUUCUUCUGAAGGAGCGAAUCACAAGCUCGGCCUCGCCACCAAUCUUUACCACAGAGUCCGGGAAGCAAAUCCCAGCGGACACACACUUUGUGUGCACGGGUUCCAGGCCCAGCAGCUCCUGGCUCAAGGGCACCUUCCUGGAGGACUCCCUCGACGGCAAUGGAAGGUUACGGGUCGACUCGGCGCUACUCGUGAGUGGAACGCGGAACGUGUUUGCGUGUGGAGACAUCACCGACCUGAAGGAGAUUAAGCAAGGAUUUCUCGCCGAGAAGCACGCCAAGGUCGUCGCCGCAAACAUCCGAAAGCUGACCAAUGACGCUGAUUGCGGCGACUUAAGGUGCUACUGUCCGCUGGAACGGGCAAUGGGACUGGUUUCUCUGGGGCGUCACGCAGGAGUAGCUCAACUUCCCUUUGGAACUUUUGUUGGCUGGAUCCCUGGCCUUGUCAAGAGCCGGGACUUGUUCGUUGGGAAGACCAGGAAGGGACUUGGCCUUCGCAGCUGAAAAAAAGAGCUCCGCGUUUUAGGCUA
This is a messenger RNA of Selaginella moellendorffii, 1121 nucleotides long. Its product is annotated as apoptosis-inducing factor 2. The record is from RefSeq and is a predicted model, not a curated record. The transcript has 4 exons. Gene Ontology annotation, cellular component: cytoplasm. NCBI's taxonomy places the organism in Eukaryota, Viridiplantae, Streptophyta, Lycopodiopsida, Selaginellales, Selaginellaceae. Gene Ontology annotation, molecular function: flavin adenine dinucleotide binding; electron-transferring-flavoprotein dehydrogenase activity. The coding region runs from base 22 to 1095 and encodes 357 amino acids.